AUUAGAGUCUUUCUUGUCUUUUUCUGCUACCGGUUCUCGUCCGUUUUCUGAACCGACGAAAGUUAAUCAGAGUCUUUCUUAUCUUUUUUUCUCUUGUCUGGUAUCGUUUACUUUCCAAUUCAGAAGGAAAAACCAUGGCAGCGUCGUUGAUCGGAGGAUCAGUUCUCUCCGCGUUCCUUCAGGUUUUGUUCGAUAGGAUGGCUUCUCGCGAAGUUUUGGACUUCUUCAAGGGUCGAAAACUGAAUGAUGGAUUGCUGGAAAAGUUGAGGACCACAAUCGUAUCUGUUAAUGGGGUGCUUGAUGAUGCAGAAGAGAAGCAGAUUUCUAAGCCAGCUGUGAAAGAGUGGCUUGACAAGCUUAAAGAUGCUGUUUAUGAAGCUGAUGACCUUUUGGAUGAGAUUAGUUAUGAAGCUCUGCAACCAAAGUUGGAACCUAUAUCUCCAAAACAAAAGGUCCGGAAUUUCUUCUCUUCAAGUAAUUCUUUUAAAAAGGGAAUGAACCCCAAGUUAGAAGAGAUCCUUGACAGGCUUGAGUAUUUAGUGAAACAAAAGGAUACCCUUAAUUUGAAAGAGGGUGUUCAAGGAAAACCAUGGUCUCUGAAAACGGCAACAACUUCUCUUGUAGAUGAAUCUGGUAUUUAUGGUAGGGAAGAUGAAAAGGAAGCCAUAAUGCUUAGGGUGCUAUCGGAUGAUCCAAAUGGCAAUGAUCUAGGUGUGAUUCCUAUAGUUGGCAUGGGAGGGAUGGGUAAAACCACCCUUGCUCAGCUUGUGUACAAUGAUAGAAGAGUAUGCGAGUGGUUUGAUCUUAAAGCAUGGGUCUGUGUUUCAGAAGAAUUUGAUGUUUUCAGAGUAACAAAAGAUAUCUUUGAGGAGCUGACUUGGAAGACCUGUGAUAUCAUGACUCUAAAUCGGCUUCAACUUGAGCUGAAGGAGAGAGUAAUGGGGAAGAAAUUUUUCCUUGUCUUAGACGAUGUUUGGAAUGAUAAGUAUGAAGAUUGGGACAUUUUAUGGAGACCUUUAAGGUAUGGAGCAAAGGGAAGUAAGGUUGUCAUUACUACACGCAACAGAGGAGUAGCAUCAAUCAUGCAAACUGUACCAACUCAUCACCUAAAGCAAUUAACUGACGAUGACUGUUGGUGCUUGUUCGCAAAGCAUGCAUUUGAUGAUGGAGAUUCUGGUAUCCAUUCAAACUUGAAAGAAAUUGGUCGUGGAAUAGUGGGAAAGUGUAAAGGUCUACCUUUAACUGCAAAAACACUUGGAGCUCUGCUGCGCACCAAAAGAGAUGUUGAGGAAUGGGAGAAGGUAUUGAAGAGUAACAUGUGGGAUUUGCCAGAUGACAGCAUUCUUCCAGCUUUAAAAUUGAGCUAUCAUUAUUUACCAUCACAUUUGAAGCGAUGCUUUGCUUAUUGCUCAAUAUUCCCUAAGGAUCAUAACUUCAAAAAGCAAGAAUUAGUCCUUUUGUGGAUGGCGGAGGGUUUUAUAGUGCAACCCCAGGGAAAUAAAGAGAUGGAAGAAGUUGGUGAUGAGUACUUUCAAGAUCUUGUAUCCCGGUCCUUUUUUCAACGAUCAAAUGUUCAUCCAUCGCUUUUCAUCAUGCACGACCUGCUCAGUGAUUUAGCUAAAGUGGUAUCUGGAGAAUUUUGCUUCAGGUUAGAAGGCGACGAUUCAUCAAAAAUUUCUCAGAGAACUCGCCAUUUAUCAUAUGGAAGAACAAAGAAAUUUGAGGCCGUCACUGAAGCCAAACUUUUGCGCACUUUUCUGCCCGUGGAGAGAUCACGACAGUGGAAACCUGAACUCAUUGAUAUUGAGGUAACACAUAAUUUGCUGCCAAUGCUAAAGUACUUAAGAGUGCUUUCUCUGUCUAAGUAUCAAUGUAUAGCUGAGUUGCCCAAUUCAAUUGGCAACUUAAAGCAUUUACGGUUCCUAAAUCUGUCUAAAACAUCCAUCACAAACUUGCCUGAUACAGUGAGUAAUUUGUUUAAUUUGCAAAUGUUAACCUUGAGUGGAUGCAAUGCCCUAAUCAUGUUGCCUGAUUCAAUUGGCUAUUUGAAGCAUUUACGAUACUUUAAUCUCUCUGGAACAUCAAUUCGAAGAUUACCUGAAUCUACCUGUAGUUUGUACGCUCUGCAAACUUUGAUCUUACGUCGGUGCAAGAACCUCGUUGUGUUGCCAACCAACAUGGGAAGGCUAAUCAACUUGAAGCAUUUUGAUAUUAGAGAAACAAAUUUGCGGGAAAUGCCACCACAAAUGGGUAAACUAACAAAGCUUAAGAAGUUAACUGAUUUUGUCUUGGGAGAGCAGGGUGGGUCUAGAAUUAAAGAGCUGAGAGAGCUUCAGGAUCUCCGAGGAGAACUUUGCAUUCGGAAUCUGCAAAACAUUGUUGAUUCUCAGGAGGCUUUAGAAGCCGAUUUGAAGGUUAUGAAGCACCUUAAAAUGUUGAAAUUGAGAUGGGCUGGUGAAACUAAGAAUUCAGUGCAUGAAAGAAGAGUGCUUGAGCAAUUACAGCCGCAUAAGCAUCUGAGCUAUCUUUCCAUUGUUGGUUUUGGGGCUUCAAGAUUUCCAAAUUGGGUUGGUGAUCAUUCUUUCUCAAAUCUACUAUCCUUGAAGUUAAGCGGGAGUAAAAGGUGCUCAUCCUUACCCCCACUUGGUCAAUUGGUAUCUCUACAAGACCUUUCCAUCACAGCAUUUGAUAAAGUAGAGAUUGUGGGUUCUGAGUUUUAUGGAAGAAGCCGCACGCCCAAAAAGAAGCCAUUUUGUUCCCUCAAAAUUUUAAGAUUUGAGAAAAUACCACAGUGGCAAGAAUGGAUUUCAUAUGCAGGUGAGGAUGAAGAAGGUGGAGCUUUCCCUCUCCUCCAAGAGCUUUCUGUAAAAAAAUGUCCCAAGCUAAUCAAGGCCCUGCCUAUUCAACUUCCUUCUCUAUCAGCACUUGAGAUUGAGGGAUGUCAUCAGCUUGUGGAUUCAUUUCCAAAUGCUCCCACCAUCCUUAAAAUGAAGUUUAAGGACUCUUACCGCGAUGUGCAGUUACAGAAAUUGACUUCUGGGCUUUACAGUCUUAGAGUUGACAGAUUCCACUCCCUAGAUUCCUUACUAGAGAGACUGGAGCAAAUAGGUUGUCUUUCCACAAAUUUAGAAGAAAUUGUAAUGACUAAUUGCAACUCACUCUUGUGCUUCCCAAUUGAUGUGUUCCCCAGGUUGAAGAGUCUUCAUAUCAGCAGAUGUCCAAAUCUGGAAUGUGUUUUUGCAGCUAAGGGAAUUCUUGUGAAUUUUCCACCCCUCAGUUCCUUGGAAAUUGGGGAAUGCUCCAAGUUAGUACAUUUCCUUGAAGGAAGAUUACCAUUCCCAAAUCUGACACGCCUGCGGUUAUGGGGUUGCUCAAAUUUGAAGUCACUAUCUGAGUGUAUGCACACUCUCCUCCCUUCACUUGUGAAUAUGGAGAUAGAUAAUUGCCUAGAACUUGAGUCCCUUCCAGUAGAAGGGCUUCCUUUCAAAUUAAGAUCACUUCACAUUGAAAGCUGCAACAAACUGAUUGCUGCCUGCAAGCAACGGAAAUCGCAAUUACCCCACUCUCUUCAAUGCUUCAGUAUUGGAAGAAAUGAAGAUUUGGAAUCCUUUCCAGAGGAUAAGUUGCUGCCUUCCACUCUUACCUCUCUUAGACUCUGGAAUCUUGAAAAUCUUAAAUUUCUGGACUGCAGGGGGCUUCAAAGACUCACCUCUCUUAGAGAAUUGAAGAUCUGGAACUGUCCUAAUCUUGAGUCCAUGCCAGAAGAGGGCUUACCCUCUACCCUUUUCACUCUUAAAAUUGGGGAUCUUCAAAAUCUGAAAUCUUUGGAUUGCAAGGGACUUGAACAUCACACCUCUCUUAGAGAUCUGGACAUAUGGAACUGCCCCAAGCUUCAUUCAAUGCCAAAAGAUGGGCUGCCUUCCUCCCUUUCUUCACUGUUCAUCUACAAAUGCCCUUUGCUGGAACAAAGUUGUCUACCAGAGACAGGGGAAGAUUGGUCCAAGAUUUCUCACAUCUCCCACAUAAGGAUCAAUAAUGACAAGAUCAACUGAGGAAAAAGAUUAAAGGAUUCAGUUAUUGCCCAUCCAACAUGGCUGAGGACUCUGAUCCAAACAUUCUUGUUGGUGCCUUUGAGACCUCCAAUUGCAAUUCAAUUUGAUUGUCAACUAUGAGGCCAGAAGAACUAGAAUGUUGUCCCCACGUAAAAAUAAAUUGAUUUAAGCACAUAUAUUCCAUAGAGGAACAUAUACCAUUGACUUGAUGGUAUUUUCGUGUUUCUAGUAUUUCUUUUUUAAUGUUUUACUUGGAAAAUUGCUGGAGCUAGUCCUGAUACACUAUAGUAGUCUAUAACACCUAUUGCUUUGAAAGUAUGAAGGAAAUAUUGGUAUAUUUGGCGUAAACAUGAUAUUGUUGAGGAAAAUUGUGACUCAGAAUAAGAACAAGAAAAAAAAAAAAAUGAAGAAGCGAAGUACUCUAAUUUGGGAAAAAAGAUCAAAAGUGCUUGGUUAAGGAAAUCAAGGUUUGAGAACAAAAAAAAAACCUUGUGUAUGACACUAUUAGUGUAAAAGAUUUACUUCUUGUUAUGCCUAUACUGGAGCUAGGGUUCCUAACCUCUUUUUUUUUUAUGGUUCUUGCAGCCAGCAUCUUUGGGCGAACUUACGCACGGUGGGACUAAAGUCUCCUCUCUGAAGGACCCAAUGCAUUCAGGAUUUUUAAAUAAUCUUGGAGUGCUUCCCAGUGCAGUUGAAUCCUUAUUGAUGGGAAAGGGAGACUUAUCACAUCCUUAUCUACUCGACUAACCCUGUUGGAUACUGGUCCUAACCUGUGGUUGACGUGCUGAGCACUGAUACAUUUACGCAAGUAACUACUUUGGCACUAUAUUUGAUGUUUGUGAUGGUUUAGUAUGGACUGCCUUCUAUCAAAACCUAAAUAGAAAAGCAUCUGAUAAUGUAAUUUCAGCAUUUGUUUCUUUUUUCCUUGAUAUUAAGCAAUUUCUUAUUAGGUGUCC
Messenger RNA from Hevea brasiliensis (rubber tree), 5008 nucleotides. RefSeq names its product putative disease resistance RPP13-like protein 1. NCBI's taxonomy places the organism in Eukaryota, Viridiplantae, Streptophyta, Magnoliopsida, Malpighiales, Euphorbiaceae. The transcript has 2 exons. Gene Ontology annotation, biological process: defense response to other organism. Gene Ontology annotation, molecular function: ADP binding. The coding region runs from base 135 to 4052 and encodes 1305 amino acids. The record is from RefSeq and is a predicted model, not a curated record.